GAAAUGGUGGGAACAUAGUGAUGAACACGACAGUUCCAGUGGAUGAAAGAAGUAGCUGUAAAUAAACAAAAUUUGUAAUGAAAUUCAUCGAUGAAACACUACAGAUUGGUUAGCCCAUGACAACAUUGGACACGUUUGGCAUCUUCCCUCUCUUCUCGGCGUAUUCUUAGUUAAUUAAUCCAAGCCAAAAACAUAACCCAAAACCCAUCGCCCAAAUCACCUUCCAAUUUUUCGUGUUCGUUUUCUCAAACCCAUCUCUUUCCCAGUUCUUCAAAAUCCCCUUCAGAUUCUCGGACACCCCUUUUGCGGUGUUCGAAUCCGGUCUUUGCUCUAAAAAUUUCCCUUAAUUUGCUUCAAGGAGAGGCAAAGGUUUGCGACAUAAUCAAACCAUUUAAACCUAUGUUCUUGGAAUCGUGUCUGAAAACGACCAGAAUUUGUUUAUUCCGAUGUAGAAGAGAAGACCCUUUCAGAGCAGAAACCUAGUCGCCAUUGGUGGGAGCUUCCCCAAUUCCAAACGAGGAAAUUUUGUUCGUUGAAGAACAGCUUCUUCAUAAGUUGAGAUAAAAUGCGAGAGAUCGAGUUCGAAUCUUCGUAUAAUACUUCGAGGUCUCGUGGGAGAGUUAAAUAUUUGGGAAUUUUUACUCCAAUCUCUCUCUUCUGUUUCUUCAGCUAUUGGAUGGCUUUUCAUGGAAGCGCGUUGGCGGUUUCCGGCAUUUCAUGACAAACUUUAAGGUUUCUAUUUCUGGGUUUUGUUGAACGAGGACGGAGAAUACGAGAUUACUCAGCUUUACUUGUCUUUCUGCUGGUUUUUUUUGAUCAUUUCUUGUAAUGAUCUCUUUGUUUCAACUGGGUUUUUAAGUUUAUGUUCAUUGUUGUCUGUAAAUUGGUGUUUGUGAGAGAAAAAUGAGCGGUGGCAGAAGGAGGAAGCUGCAUUUUAGCAAGAUCUACUCGUUUGCGUGUGGGAAAGCUUCUUUGAAAGAUGAUCACUCACAAAUUGGGGGUCCUGGGUUUUCUCGAGUGGUGUUCUGUAAUGAAGCUGAGUGUAUUGAGGCUGAAAUACGUAACUAUGUUGACAAUCAUGUUAGUACCACUAAGUAUACUUUGGCUACUUUCUUGCCUAAGUCAUUGUUUGAGCAAUUCAGGAGGGUGGCUAAUUUCUUCUUCUUAGUUACUGGGAUUCUUGCUUUUACUCCUCUUGCUCCUUACACAGCCGUCAGUGCAAUUCUUCCUCUUAUUAUUGUCAUUUCAGCUACUAUGAUCAAGGAAGGUAUUGAAGAUUGGAGGCGGAAGAAACAGGAUAUUCAGGUCAACACUAGAAAGGUUAAAGUGCAUCAAGGUAAUGGAGUUUUUGCUCAUACAGAGUGGAAAACUUUGAGGGUGGGUAAUGUAGUGAGAGUGGAAAAGGAUGAAUUCUUUCCAGCAGAUAUCAUCUUGCUUUCAUCCAGUUACGAGGAUGCCGUCUGCUAUGUCGAGACAAUGAACCUCGACGGUGAGACAAAUUUGAAACUAAAACAAGCAUUGGAGGUAACUUCGCGUAUGAACAAGGAUUCGAUCUUCGAAAGCUUUAAGGCUAUCAUAAAAUGUGAGGAUCCAAAUGCAAAUUUAUACAGUUUUGUUGGAAGUAUGGAGUUGGAAGAGCAACAAUAUCCGCUAUCACCUCAACAACUACUCCUUCGAGACUCGAAACUCCGGAAUACAGAUUAUAUAUAUGGGGUUGUUGUCUUUACGGGUCGCGACACAAAGGUUUUUCAAAAUUCUACUGACCCGCCUUCGAAAAGAAGCAAAGUCGAGAGGAAAAUGGAUCAAAUUAUAUACUUUUUGUUUGGUCUUCUGUUCUUGCUUGCUCUUACAGGAUCUAUCUUUUUUGGCUUUGUGACUGGCGAUGAUUUGAACAAUGGGAAAAUGAAGAGAUGGUAUCUCAGGCCUGAUGAUGCUGAAGUUUUCUAUGAUUCAAAAAGAGCUCCAUUAGCUGCAAUUUUCCAUUUUCUUACAGCACUGAUGUUGUAUAACUACUUCAUUCCGAUAUCACUCUACGUGUCGAUCGAGAUCGUGAAAGUUCUUCAGAGCAUAUUCAUCAAUCAAGAUAUUAAUAUGUACUACGAAGAAGCUAAUAAGCCUGCACGUGCUCGCACCUCGAAUUUGAAUGAAGAACUUGGUCAAGUUGAUACAGUACUUUCUGACAAGACGGGAACUCUGACAUGUAAUUCGAUGGAGUUCAUCAAGUGUUCAGUGGCCGGGACGGCUUAUGGUCGUGGUUUCACAGAGGUAGAAAGGGCCAUUGGUGGACUGAAGAAUUCACCAUUGUAUGAAGCUGUAAAUGGGGGGAAUCAACAAGAGGAUGUCACUAAGAAAACUUCACAUGUCAAGGGCUUUAACUUUCAAGAUGAUAGAAUUAUGAAUGGGAACUGGGUUUAUGAGCCUAAUGCAAAUGUCAUCCAAAUGUUUUUUCGUCUUCUCGCCACUUGUCAUACGGCGAUACCUGAAAUCAACGAGCACAGUGGUGAGGUGUCUUAUGAGGCCGAAUCACCGGAUGAAGCAGCGUUUGUGAUUGCAGCUAGGGAGCUAGGCUUUGAGUUCUAUAAAAGAACACAGUCAAGCAUAUCACUCCAUGAGUUUGAACCUUCAUUAGGCAAGAAAGUUGAUAGGACAUAUAAACUGUUGCAUGUUUUGGAGUUCAAUAGCACGAGAAAGCGGAUGUCUGUCAUAAUAAGAAACGACGAGGGGAAAAUAAUAUUAUUCUGUAAAGGUGCAGACAGUGUCAUGUUUGAAAGGCUUGGAAAGAAUGGAAGGGAGUUUGAAGAGAGGACUAAGGAACAUGUCAGCGAGUACGCCGAUGCCGGGUUGAGGACUUUGAUACUCGCCUACCGUGAGCUUGACGAGGAAGAAUACAGAGAAUUUCACCAUAAGUUCACUAUGGCCAAAACCUCAGUUGAUGCAGAUAGAGAAUCAUUGAUUGAUAAACUUACAGACAAAAUUGAGAGGAAUCUAAUUCUUCUUGGUGCCACUGCUGUUGAGGACAAACUUCAAAAUGGGGUUCCCGAGUGCAUCGACAGGCUCGCUCAGGCGGGAAUUAAGAUCUGGGUUUUGACGGGCGACAAAAUGGAGACUGCCAUAAAUAUUGGUUUUGCCUGUAGCUUACUAAGAGAAGAUAUGAAGCAGAUUGUCAUUACUCUGGAGUCAUCAGAAAUUCAGGCAAUAGAGAAGUCAGGGGAUAAGACUUCCAUCAUCAAGGCGUCGAGGCAAUGUGUUCGUGAUCAGAUUACUCGAGGGAGAGCUCAGAUAAAUUCAUCAAGUGGGUCAUCCGAAGCAUUUGCAUUAAUCAUUGAUGGAAAAUCGCUUUCUUAUGCUUUAGAGGACAGUAUGAAGGCAUCGUUUCUCGAUCUAACGAUACGUUGCGCUUCUGUUAUUUGCUGCCGUUCAUCUCCAAAACAGAAGGCAUUGGUAACAAGGUUGGUUAAAACUGGAACACGAAAAACAACUUUAGCUAUCGGCGAUGGUGCUAACGAUGUAGGAAUGCUUCAAGAAGCGGAUAUUGGAGUCGGAAUUAGUGGUGCUGAAGGAAUGCAGGCCGUUAUGUCGAGCGACGUUGCGAUUGCUCAGUUUAAAUAUUUAGAGCGCCUGCUUCUCGUGCAUGGACAUUGGUGCUACAGAAGGAUAUCAUCAAUGAUUUGCUACUUCUUCUAUAAGAAUAUUACUUUUGGUUUUACCAUAUUCUUAUACGAAGCAUUCUCAUCAUUCUCUGGGGAACCUGUAUAUAAUGAUUGGUUUUUAUCACUUUACAACGUUUUCUUCUCGUCGCUUCCAGUCGUAGCUUUGGGAGUCUUCGAUCAGGACGUAUCUGCAAGGCUCUGCCUCCAGUUUCCUCUCUUAUACCAACAAGGGGUGCAGAAUGUUCAUUUCAGCUGGCUCCGAAUACUCAGUUGGAUGUUUAAUGGAUUGUGCAGUGCUGUGAUCAUUUUCUUCCUUUGCACUGGCGCACUUGAGCAUCAGGCAUUCAACUCCGAUGGGAAACCUGCAGGGCGGGAAAUUCUGGGUGCGACGAUGUACUCUUGUGUCGUUUGGGUUGUGAACUUGCAAAUGGCGCUCGCUGUUAGCUACUUCACCUUGAUACAACAUCUUUUCAUCUGGGGCUCCAUUUCAAUUUGGUACAUUUUUCUCCUGAUUUAUGAGUCCAUGACCCCCACCCUUUCAACCAAUGCUUACAAGAUCUUCACUGAAGUCCUUGCCCCUGGCCCUUCCUACUGGCUUGUCCUUUUCUUUGUGGUGAUCUCAACACUCAUUCCUUACUUCUCCUACUCAGCAUUACAGAUGAGGUUCUUUCCUAUGUAUCAUCAAAUGAUUUUAUGGAUUAGAAAUGAAGGGCAACUAGACAACCAGGAGUACUGUAAUAUGUUGUGGAAGUACAAAUUCCGAUCGACGAGUGUAGGUUCCACAGCACGGUUAGCAGCCAAAAGGAACAACUCAAAACAAAGAAACCAGACUUAUAUUUGACAAGCUCAACAUCAGUCUCGAUCUUCACUGUUUAUCGUCGAAAAUAGAAGCUUUCUUCGACGUGUACACAUUGGAUAGGAUGCUGUUUUCUUGCUCUUGAGCAAAUCUGCCAUGUUCAAGAGCAGAAGCAUAGCCUGUAGCAAGAAAAUACAUAAGCAAAAUCAGCCAAAAAGGAGAGGUGUUGGUAGAACAUUUGUUGUAUACUGUUCCAACUUCUGUGUACAUUACAAAAGUGAGGGAAUUCAUUGUAGAUUAGAUACAUUAGUUUUGUUAACAAAGAAAAAAAGAACAUGAUAAGCAGAGCCACUCAACUUCCUUUUCAAUCUAACUUUACCAACUUCACAAUACUAUUGUUGCAAAAAUACUAUUGAGAACUGAUGUGAAUAAUGAAUAAUAUUUAACAAGUUGUCCUUUUUCCUA
Molecule: messenger RNA, 4911 nt
Organism: Cucurbita moschata (crookneck pumpkin)
Lineage: Eukaryota; Viridiplantae; Streptophyta; Magnoliopsida; Cucurbitales; Cucurbitaceae
Product: putative phospholipid-transporting ATPase 9
Exons: 12
Coding region: 904-4491 (1195 amino acids)
Biological process (GO): phospholipid translocation
Cellular component (GO): plasma membrane
Molecular function (GO): magnesium ion binding; ATPase-coupled intramembrane lipid carrier activity; ATP hydrolysis activity
Source: RefSeq, a predicted model, not a curated record